UUGUGACAAAAAAUAAAUAGAAGGUAGGAAAAAAGGAAGAAGAGACCAAGGAAGAAAGAAAACGCACGCACGUACGCUGUCUCCGGCUCAAAUCCAUCGCCUUUGAUUAUCAGCGCCAGUUAAAUCUCUCACUUCUCCUCUCUUUCUAGGGAAGAGACAUAAAAGUGUUGUAUUAUCAAGGUUGAGCGAAAGGACAUUAGACAGUAGAGAAGGAAGAUGAGUUCUCCAGUGCCCAGAAGAGAGAGUCCAUGGGGUUUGCCGGAAGGUGAUAACAGACAGCCUAAGGCCCAUAGAUGCAACGACCGCGUUGAGGAUGUUGUUCAGGCAUGUUUUGAAGGCAAUCCAUUUAAAACGAUACCAGGGCCUUUCAAGCUAUUCUGGCGGUGCAUGCGGUCUAAGCCUGGGGAAGAGCCUACCGAGCCAUUCUACUAUUUGCAAUUGGAACCCCCAAAGAGAGAAGUGCACCUUGAGUAGAGCUUUGCUUGUGUUAAUUUCUAAACCUGUAAUGAAUCCUGUCACUCUAGGUUGUGUUACUUGGCGACAACAAUCUGCACUUCGGAAGGUUGUUCAUGGCGAAUAUUCCCUCGAAAGCUUAUGUUCUAGUAUUUCCUGUUUCCGAAUAAGGACGAAUAUUUUCCCCACCUCUGUCCUUUAUUCUCUCUUUUGUUGCAUUUAUUUUGACUAAUGCUUGUACCUGCUCAUUAUAAUAAAUUCAACGAUGACAUGCCUUACGUUCAUAA
Molecule: messenger RNA, 740 nt
Organism: Solanum dulcamara
Lineage: Eukaryota; Viridiplantae; Streptophyta; Magnoliopsida; Solanales; Solanaceae
Exons: 4
Coding region: 217-474 (85 amino acids)
Source: RefSeq, a predicted model, not a curated record